CAUAUGUCUGUUCCAAUUUCCUGGCUCUUUGUUAAUGAAUCUGCUAAUCUGCAGCUGCUAAUUUGCCAAGAUGAUCGAUGGCCCAGAGAAACGGGCACAGCGAAGAAAUUAAGCUUGAAAAAAGACGAAGAGUGUGUUUUGACUAUCAACGGCCGUGCAUCAUCAUAUGUCCUUCUUGCAUCGGGUCCGAAAAAGGCUGUUACCCGAAUUUACGAGAACAAGAAGGAAGAGUAUCGAAGGCUUCUGGUGUCCGAACAGGUUGAAAUCGUCAAACCAGUUGAACCGACAAGAGUUGAAGCUUUCACGUUGGGAGCAGAAUUGAAGCCAGAAGACACUACCAAAGUAAAUUGCUGUGAGACACACAUGGAGGCGGCAAAAGCUCUCUUAGAAGAUGAAGCAAUGUUUGCUGAGUUUGUAGAGGCUUAUCAGGAUCUAGACGAAGAUUGCAACCAAAGCCUUAAAGGGGAGAUAAAAAAUUGGAAAGACGCGUUGACAAAGAAUUUAACCACAGAGUUUGACGAUGAUGGAGCUGGCCCAGAUGAAAAAACUGAUUGUUGA
This is a messenger RNA of Symsagittifera roscoffensis, 558 nucleotides long. RefSeq lists its product as uncharacterized. The transcript is spliced from 4 exons. The coding region runs from base 4 to 558 and encodes 184 amino acids. Lineage: Eukaryota; Metazoa; Xenacoelomorpha; Acoela; Convolutidae. The record is from RefSeq and is a predicted model, not a curated record.